Dinoponera quadriceps is the source of this 2502-nucleotide messenger RNA. Its product is annotated as hydrocephalus-inducing protein homolog. Gene Ontology annotation, cellular component: axoneme. The record is from RefSeq and is a predicted model, not a curated record. NCBI's taxonomy places the organism in Eukaryota, Metazoa, Arthropoda, Insecta, Hymenoptera, Formicidae. Gene Ontology annotation, biological process: axonemal central apparatus assembly; cilium movement. The transcript has 15 exons. Bases 1 to 2502 code for a protein of 833 amino acids.
AUGCAGUUCACUGCGAGCUUCGUGUCCGAGGAAUCCGGCGAUUUCAAAGCUAAUCUUUUCCUCAGUUAUGAAUCCGGUAUUAAGAAACUUUGUCUAUCCUUAACGACGUGCAUAUUAUCGGCAGGGGAGAAACUCUGCUUAUUGCUGCAGUGUUCCUCGGCGAAUUGCACGAUACGCAUUGACAGGAAUAGCGUCAGAAUGGAGGACACUUAUUUGGGCCUGUCCAGAAGCAAGGUUCUGACGAUUCACAAUAGAAGCGACUACAUAGUCAAGUUCCAAUGGAUGUGCUUCAGGGACAAGAAUAACGAUGCACAGCGACGGGACGAGUACGGAAGACUCUUUCAGCUGGUGCGCGAUAUGGAGGCGGUGCGACGCGUCGGUCUCGUUCAUUACAAUAUUUGCCUGCCAGAUACCCACGAGCUCGUCUGCCAGCGGAUUUACACGGACGAGAUUGCUUCGUUGAUGAAUGAGGGCUUCCGCUACAAUCACGCGUCCUUCCUCCUCACGCCCGAGGAGGGUGAAAUUUGGCCGCGCUCUUGCACCGAUAUUACGGUAAUCUUUCGGCCAACGGGGGUAGGGGAAAUAUCGAGCGUCGCUUAUCUCGAAGUCACGGGCCGCGAGGACAGGAUACCACUAAGCCUUCAUGGAAUCGGCAAGGGACCGCUUCUUCGUCUCAAUGUAAUCACGAUAGACCUGAACAACAUUUACUUGUGUUCCGUGCAUAACUACGAGAUCGUGGCAGCAAAUAAAGGACAUAUCAACGGCACAUUAGUUUACAAAGAGAGACCGACGGACUUCGGUGGCACUGUUAACAUUACUCCGCCUUGUCUGACGUUGAUACCGAACGAGUACAAGUCGUUCAAUUUGUCAUAUUCUUCAAAUCGAAAAGGGGAUUUUAUGGAGCGAAUCGACUUCGUCGUUGAAGAGAGUUCGGAAGUGUUAUCCUUAUAUAUCAAGGGAUGUAUCGUGUGCCCGACGUUGCAUUUCGACAAGAACAGCCUCGAUUUCGGCACGGUCGCGUUAGGGUUCAGCAAAAGGCACGAGGUUUAUCUUCGUAACUUGUCUUUGAUACCGAUCUCGUUCGGCGCGACCAUAAUGGAGGACGGCGAUCAGACGCCGUUGACUCACGAAGAGUUCGCCAGAUCCGAAGCCCGGAUGAGUUUUCCGACGAAUCCUCGCGAGUUCACCAUUAUCCCGCAGAAGGGAGUAAUACAGGCGCACAGUUCGCUUAAGUUAAAAGUGACAUAUACAGCGAACGUGGUUCGAAGUGGACAAUCAACCGUUCGCGUUGACGUGUGGGACUCGGACUCGGAUCCAGUGUUACUACCCAUCUUAUUUUGCGGCGCCAUUCCCGCCUUAUCGAUCACGCCAGCAGAGAUCCACAUUCGAUUCUCAUUCCUCAACUUUCCCUAUUCACGUUCUAUUAACGUGGAAAACAACUCCGACCUGGACGGAUACUUUUACAUAGCACCACAAGCGAUAUCCGAAGAUAUCCCGAUGGUAUACUCGAUGUCGUCUCAUCAAGGCUUCCUGAAAGCGCGUCAGUCGAAGAAGAUCGACAUCACGGUGAUCACGAAAGUUUUAGGCAAACAGCAAGUUACGCUGAACAUGCUGACGAUGGGUGAACAGGCACCAGUCACAUCCUGCAUGAUCAUUUGUAACGGCCAAGGACCGGUGGUGUCCGUGGAGCCUAUCUACCUCGAUUUUGGGGAUAUCCCGGUACUUCAGGAGCGAGUCACUUAUUUUCGUAUGAUCAACGACGCACCGAUACCGGCGCAAUUCAAGUUCACGCCAGAUAAGAAAAAUGCACCGUGGCUCGUUAAUCCAAUCUCUGGCGAACUUGGGCCGAAUGAAUCUGCGGAGUUCGAAGUGAAAAUAUUUCUACGUGAUCCCGGUAAAUACGUCGGCGCUGUAAUCACGCAGAUCACGAAUAGCCGGUCGAUUCUUAUUAGCGUGAUUGCGAGUGGCAUCGGUUGUAGCGUCACCUUCGAGCCGCAGAUAUAUCCAAUGUUCGACAUGGGUUUUCUCUUUAGUCGUCAAAGUCACAGUCUACCGAUAACGAUCAAGAAUCUCAGCACUCAUCGUCACCAAAUAAUAUGGACGAACGAUCCAGAAGUACGCGUUCAAAGGGGCCACGUCUUACCAACUAGCAAGUUCCAAGUCGAGCCGGCUAUUGUAGACGUGCUAGCCGGCGGUUUUAAAGUGGUGCAUUGCAAAAUAUGUUGGGACGCGGAUGAAGUCUUGACGGAAGAUUGGUAUAUAUUCGGGCAAACACAGGGACAAAAAAAGCGGAAAUUGUUCGGCACUACUACAUUUAAGGCGACUUUUAUAGAGCCACGGAUCUCGUUCAACAAGAGAGUGUUAACGUUUCGCAUCGAUAUAUGUCCCGACGAGGAAAAGUUAGAACAAGCAGGUAAGAAAUGGUAUACGAUCUUGUCCGGGACUGUUCCAGCGAAGAAAACUGAAAAGUUAGGCAAUCUAAUACAUCAGCAGGAUAAAUAA